This is a messenger RNA of Caenorhabditis auriculariae, 7369 nucleotides long. The record is from the annotation of a GenBank genome assembly. NCBI's taxonomy places the organism in Eukaryota, Metazoa, Nematoda, Chromadorea, Rhabditida, Rhabditidae.
AUGGCGCUUCUUCGCUCCUUCCUCCUCUUCAUAGCACUUACAGUCAAUGGUAAGUGACCUCUUAAGAAAAACGAGAAAUCGAUGACGUCACUUCAGAAGUCAAGGCGGAGAUCAGCGCCUCAUCGGAGCUGAACUGCGACUUCGGAACGGCGUGUCGUUGGCGAAAUUCGACGGAAGACGGCGGCGAUUUCCUCACAACGAUGGUCUUGGACACGGACGCCGUCACGAAAAUUAGCCCUAUGAGGGAUGGCGACCGUUAGUGGCCCCUUGAGGGAUCAAUAAUUGAUUUAUUUUUGCAGAAACUCCAUUCGCUUACACAGCUGGUUUCAUGGGCAGGACGAUGGCAAUGCUUGUUUCUGAGGUAUGAAGGGGCCGCUUGAGGGUUUUUAGUGGAAGUUGAAGUGGCAAAUUGAGUGAUUUGAUAAAAAUUUUCCUUCUGAAUGAGGUAGUUUUGUUAAACAUACGUUUUCCUAAAAAAAAAACAGGACUUCAUGGGGGGACGAAUCUAUAUUCUAGAAUAGCCCCCCGCAUUACAAAAACGUGGGUCGAUUCUGAAACCCCUAGGCAAUCUUUCAUAUUCGCCCCCCCACACUGCUUUGAAAUAGUCCCCCCUCCCAGAGCUUAUUCGAACAAUACUCAAUACACCCUUUAUUUCAUCUUUUUCAUUAAUUUUAUUAUCAGGUGGUACUUUCUAGACGUUCUAGGGUUCCUGAGCUUUUCGAGUAUUUUUUCCUAAUUUUUUUUUCUCCAGGUAAUCAAUUGCCAAUUGGGAGGUGCCAGUUUGAAAUACUGGUACUACAAGACGGGCCACGAGUCUCAGCUUGAAGUCUGCAUCCGACAGCCGCCGGGCAGUCGCGAGCCGGCAUCUUUAAGGUUGACCAUGACGUCAUCCUUGUUUUUCAUGACGUCAUUUUCAGAUGCUAUGACGGCGUUUCAUCGACUUUCGCCAAGCAAUGGAUCUUCAGGGCGGUGGAGCUCCCGCCGAUCGCCCAGCCUUUUGAAAUCGUCUUUCGCGCCUUCUACUUCCCGCCAACUGACGUCAUCGCCAUCGAUGACGUCAUCUUCGAUGCGGCUCUUUGCGGUGAGAAAUGAUGAUUUUUAGAGACCUUUUUGGAUUUUUUCGAAUAACUGAAUAAUUUUUUUGACCAAUGACUUCAGUUUCAUAUAAAUAAAAGACCUUGCUUCCACCUUCCUGACCUCAUCUGAAUCGCAUGACGUCAUUCCAUCAGUAACUGAGAAACGAGGCGCGUUCAGGCGUGUCGAACCGUCGACGACGUUCUGAACUUCGACGAAUCGGCUACCGCGACUGGGAGACCUACCGUCGCUCGGGACAGUACACCGGCGAGCUGAUGCUCGUCGUCGCUCAGGAGGAGACUACGACGUCUUCUACUUCGACGACAACGUCUUCUUUUCCGACGACGACGUCUUCAACCACUUCCACCACGUCUUCUACCACUACCACUACUUCUACAACAUCUACUCCUCCAACAACGUCUCCUCCAGAAGAAUUAACCACUUCUGAAGCCAUACCGACCUCUUCUGACCUUCCUCCUUACCAGAAUCCAACCGUUGAAUUAUCUAACUUUGUCAAUUUCCUGAAACAAACCGCCCCUGUUCUUCCAUAUAUUCCGACUCUCGUUCGCUCCUUAUCCGCCCUGGAUCCCAGAAUUCCCAUGGAAGCUCCAACUCUCGACAGCUCUCUGCCUGACGUCAGAAGGGCUCCGCAGCCUGUCUAUUCCAGCCAUUUCUACAACACCAAAGAGCCGGCUCUUUUAGCCUCACCCCCUUCGGAUCCGAGUCUCGUGUCGCUGGCCAAAAAGUUCGGACUUCUGAACGCGGACGCCGACCUGACAACUGUCGCAGUUCCGAUGGAUUUGAGCUUGAGUCUGACCACAACUACGCCUGUGAACCGGUUUGGCCUGAAAAACGGGAAACUGAAGCUGCAGAAGAUCGAAGACGAGCUGUCGUCGGUCUACCCCCAGAAGUUGAUAAAACAGAAGAAGGCGGAUGUUGAAGAGAUCCACAAGAAAAUCUUCAGCAUGACCACCACCACGACUACAAUUCCGAUCCUGACCUCGACCUCCAAGGAGUUGAUCAUUUUCAAAGAGCCAAGCAAUGCCGAAACCGACGUGGCGAGUAAAUUGGCCGAGAUAACGAAGCUCCUGCCGACAGGAGCCAUGGAGGACCUCUCGGUUCUCAGAGACAUCCCCGACCUUGAAGGCCUCACCAAAGGCAUGGAUUUGACCGAAAUCAGAAAACCUGGGGGGUUCGCGAGGCUGAAGAAGGAGUUCAUGGAGCGGUUGAUGCGAAGGACGCUGGGCUUACCUGUGGAAACCACCGCAAGGGUUUUGCCGCCACCCAUCGUACCUGUGAAGGUUACGAGGAAAAUGAUGGCUGAAAUGGCGAGGCGACAGCGGGCGGCAAGAAGGAAGGCCUAGCUGGGUGGCGUUUAUAGUCUGUUCAGAUUUUUAAUGUCAAGGGCAAUGACGUCAUUCAAAAACACUCUGUGGAUGGCUCGCUCUCUGAUUUGUUUGUCACCAUUAGGGUGGAGCUUGAGCGACGACUUGACAUUCAAAAUCUGAACAGACUAUAUAAAUAGUUUACUCAAAUCUGGCUCUUUUCCAACUAUUAAAAAAAUUUUUCAAGGUUAAAACAUUGAUUUAAAUUCGUGAUAUUUGAGAGCAGCAUCAUGUAGAACUUUUCAUUCCGAAUAUAACGGUGAACUUAAAAAAAACCCAGAUAUGACAAAUUUGAGAAAAAAAAACACGAAUAACGCGACACACUGAUAAUAAAUGAAGCGCAAAAUAUCGAUAUCCCAACCGAAAGCUUUAUAAAAUCAUCAUUUUUCACCAGAGAAACAUUUUUCGAUAAAAAUUUGCAAUUUUUUUGUUAUAAAUAGAAAUUUUCAUGACGAAAAAUAACUUUGGUGACAACAGAAAAAAUUGAAAAUUAAAAAAACAACGAAAAAAAUGCGAAAACCCGAAAAAAAUGGCGAAGCGUGUUGUCCAUGGAGCAACUUUACUGCAAAACGCCUUUUUUGCGGGAAUUUUCUCUCUCCGACUUUGAGUUAUUUUUUUUCUCCAAAAAUUAGAAAGUUAUCUACUUUUUUUCAAGUUCACCGUUCGACUGGCAAGAAAAAAAGCUUUACAAAUUGCAUAUAACCCCAUUUUUUUCCUGUCCCUAUGCUUCUAAGUUUUGCAUUUUAAGUUUUUGACUUUUUUUCUUAUUUUUUUCAGUUUUCUAGCUCGAGAAGCCAAGAUGCAUAAUUUUUUGUUUUACCGACCUUUCCAUUCUAAAUACCUCUUUGUGUAUUUUUCCUAUUGUUUUUUUCCACUUUUUAUUUUCUCAGAAAUUGUAUUGCAGAGUUUUUUUAAUUCACCUUUUGACGGGUUUCAUCAAUGACAAUUUAAAAUAAAUUUAUUUAUUCCUUUUUUUUGAAUUAUUUUUCCAUUGAAGCGGUUUCAUAGCCAUUCAAUACUUUUGUAAAGAAACCUGAGUUCAGAAUCAUCAAACGGCGGGAAUUCCGAGGGUGCCGGAGGGACGUUCGGAGAAAAUCCGGUCGAAGUUGCUCAGUUGGCUGACUUUGAAGGGAAUGGUGUGUUUUAAAAAAAUGUGGAGAGUCAAUGUUCAAUUUUCGAAUAACGUACGAAUAUAGGUAUUAGUGGUUACUUUAGUGUUUUGACGCUUUAGUGGCCACUAUAGUAGUCGAAUUAAUGGUCACUUUAGGAGCCAAAGUGUUACCGACAACUAAAAACUACUGUAGUGGCUACUAAGGCGCUAUAUAGUGCUUCUAUAGAGGUGGCUUUAGUGGGCCCUUUAGUGUUUUUUGACGUUUUAGUGGCCAUUAUAGGAGUCGAAUUAGUGGCCUCUUAAGAAACCCAAGUGCCACUAAAAACUAAUGUAGUGGUCACUAAGAAAGAAAUAGUGGCUUCUAUAGGGAUGGUUUUAGUGACCACUUAAGGGUCCUUUCUAAGUAGUCCUCGAGGCACCUCUUUAGUGGCCACUAGAAUUUUCGCCUUUUUUGGAACCUUUUUUUAAAUUUUAAUGAGAACUUGGUGAAGCCAGAACCUCUAAAUUCACAAAUUUUUCAUGAUUUUAAUGGGUUGAACUAAAAAUACACUGAAAAAGACUACUUUUGUAAAAUUUUCAAAGUUUUUAAUUUAUUCAAGAGUUUUCCUAUUCGCUUCAUAUAAUUGGCUUCUGAAUAACUUUUGAAUAUUAAAAAUGUCUAAAGUAUCUGAAAAAGGACUUGCAGUCUCAUUCCUCUCAUAAUUUUUGGUCUUUCCAGACCUGACCCUCGACGCGGUGCGAUUCGAAACGGCCGCGUCGUCGCCGCAAACGUCGCGUCCGGUGAAUUUCGCCGCGCCGACCGACAGUCGAAAAGCGGCCAUCGGCACCAAGAGGCCCAAAGCUUCCGAGUUGUCUGCCCCUCGUUCCGGGGCCGUCUACACCCCCAAGUGUCCCGCCGUCGAUUGCGAUUUCAAUGAUGGGGUCCGCAAAGUUUUGGAAAAAAAAAAGAUAAUGAGUGUUCAUCAGUAUGAGCGCGCUUUUAUAUUGUUUCAAAUCAAAUUUAUAAAAAUCCAGAAAAAAAGACUAGAUACCUUUUUGAAAUUGAAAAUCAGAUCAACUUGGUAUAUUCGAAAGAAUGUUUAGGAACUCCAGAGUGACCCCUUUAGGGAACAGGGUAGACUAUUAUUGAUAUGAACAAUUUUAGAAGAAGCAUUUCCAUGCAGAAACUCCACAAAUUAGCGUUUUUCGAAUAAAAAUAUUAGCAGAGGAUUAAUUGUUAGAGUUUGCUUUAAUUUUAAAAUCUGAACAGAAAAGUUUCAAGACCCUAUAGGGACCACUUGAGCUUUAGGGGCCUCGGGGUCAAAUUCUAAACCCCUAUAGGGUGCACUUUUUUGUCCCUUUUAGGGAGUUUUUUCCUCUAACCCCUAUAGAGAUAUCUCUGGCGACUAAAAAAGCUUUUUCUUUCGAAUUUUUAAACCUGAACGAAAAUUUGAAAGGUCCUUUAGGGACCACUCGAGCUUAGUGUCUUCGGAGUCAGACCCUUAACCCCUAUAGGGAACACUUGAAUUUUUGCCUCUGAAGGGGCCACUUUUUCCUCUAUCUUUGAAGCAAAUAUGACUUCAAAGCGAAAAAUCAAUAAUUUUUGAAUAGAUUUUCUUUAAAUAUAUAGAAAUAGCUUUUCAAAAACUUUUAUACUCAGUUUGAAAUAUUAGAAAAAAAGAUUCUAGGACACUUUUUUCCGUUUUUUGUCCAUAAUCUGUUCAGAUUUUGAAUGUCAAGUCUUCGCUCAAGCUCCGCCCCUAAUGGUGUGAUGAACCAAUCAGAGAGCGAGCCAUCCACAGAGUGUUUUUGAAUGACGUCAUUGCACUUGACAUUAAAAAUCUGAACAGACUAUAAAUGAGCGUUUCAAUUUUGUCACAAAAUCCGAGCUUUGUAUUAUUUCGAAAUAUUCCAUUUUUAGACCCUUUGUAGCUAUGUGACGAGCAGCGGAAAUCUCUCCACUUCCACUUCCAUCGAUGGAAAUAACCUGCGUCCCUGGGCGGUCACUUCCCGAAGCGUCCUGAACUCCCUGACCGGAGUCCCUCAUGACCUUUCCAAAGGUUCUCCUCAACUAAUCGACCAUUUUUCGACCGAUUCCAGGCGGAUCUUUCGCCUUCGCCAAAGGAACUUCACCGUCGGAAGUGUUCAUUUUGUCGUCGGACAAAUUGAUCGAGAUUUCCGAGCCGGCGAGAUUGGACUUUUUCGUUUAUCAGGCUGGUUAGUGAUCCAAAACGGGGGCGGAGUUAAAAAGGAUGACGAUGCAAGGUUGCUACUGAAUGAGCUAGAUCUGUUUGUCUUGAGAGCUUCUCUAGGAACGCCAGAGUGGCCCCUAUAGGGGCAAACUUGAAGGCUCUUGGAGGGUCUUCUCUAGGGACCACUUUACCAGCCCUGCAGGGACCACUAAAGCUAGCAAAAGUGGCCCCUAUAGGGGACAUGCUAGUCGAUGAUUGUUAUGAACUCUGAGCGAAGAAGCAUUUCCAUGAGAAAAACUGAAUAAAUGAGUGUUUUUGAAUGGAGUUGAGAGACCCCUAUAGGGACCACUUUUAGUAGCUAGGGGGUCAGACUCUAAACCCCUAUAGGGAUCACUUUUACGGCCCCUAUAAGGGUUUUUUCCUCCUCACCCCUAUAGGGACCCCUUGAUCUUUAGAAGCUAAGGGGUUAGACUCUGAACUCUUUUAGGGAUCACUUAUAUUUUACCCCUUUAGAGACCACUUUAUCGUUUUUAUAGGGUUUUUUUCUUUCUGACCCCUAUAAGGACACCUUGAUCUUUAACGGCUAAGCAGUCAGACCCUAAACCCCUAUAGGGACCAGCUAAAUAUUACCCCUAUAAGGAUCAAUUUUACAACCCCUAACAGGUUUUUUUCCUCCUCACCCCUAUAGAGAUCACUUGAUUUUUAAGCCCUUUUAGUGAGCACCUAAAUUUUACCCCUUUAGGGACCACUUUUUUGCCCUCUAUAUAGGUUUUUUUCCCCGUAACCCCUCUAGGGACCACUCUGAAACUCCCAAGCUUCAUUUCGAUCCCUUUCCCCAUUUUUUUCCCCAGGAACCCGCGGUCAGCUCAAAGUCUGCAUUGACGACGACACGAACUGCCCUUUGCAGCUUUUUGGAGAGUCAGUGCGAAAUAAAUCAAUAAAAUUAUCUUUUUCUCCUGUUUUCAGAGACAUCGACGUGGAUUCUCAGAAAUGGAAGAAUUACUAUGUUGACGUGCCGACCGGGAAGCAUGUGGUGAGUUUCGAGUUCGGUUCCCAGCAAGGGCGGGAGAGUUUUUGCCAUUUUUUCGCGCUAUUCUUGUCGUCAUAGCUAUCUCAAGUUCGAUUCCUCCCGAGGGAGAAGUUAUUUUUGCCAUUUUUCGGACUCAUUUUGUCGUCAUAGCUAUCUCAAGUUCGACUCCUGAGAGACGGUGAGACUUCACAAGAAAGAAAAGAAAGAAAGGCUCCAGAAAGGCCGCAAAACGGGACCCUUUUAGCGGCCAUUUUGCAGCCGUUUUCCUCACUUCCGACUUUGGCAGUGGUAUUUGGUACACCGAGGAGUGUCCGGUCCGUAUAGACGUUGUUCUCAGCCUUAACCCCUAUAGGGACCACUCCGAAAUUCCCAACCUUUCAUUUCGGUCACUCUCCCUAUUUUUUCCUCAGGAAUUUUAUCCCCUGGCCAAUUUUCAAGGAAAUAUUUUUUCUAGUCGUUAUUUAAAUUUCAAUACGUAAAAUGGCCAAUUUGACAGUUCCAUUUCAUCGUCGACGGCCUCUUCGAAAACUACGUCAUUGGAAUCGACAAUAUCCAACUUUUGAAUCGAUUUGGCGCCGCUUCUUUCCCGUGUCCGUGA